ACAAUGUGGGCCUGGACACUGUGGUUGCUCCCUCUACUCUGCAAAUUUGGCCUGGCAGACCUGCCAGCUAAGCCUGAGAAUAUUUCUUGCGUCUUCUACUAUACGAAAAAUUUUACUUGCACCUGGAGUCCAGAGGAAGAAGCUAAUUUUAUAUCAUACACAGUCAGGAGAACUUUGUGUUAUUUACGUGAAAAUGAUACUUGUAUUUCUACAAGUGAAAAUGGUUCUUCAUGCUCUUUUUAUUCAAGAUUAACACCACCAGAUAUUUACAUUAUUCAAGUGGAGGCUCAAAAUGCAUAUGGUAUAAUUAAAUCUGAUAUAACAUAUUGGGACUUAUAUACCGUAGCUAAAAUUGAGCCACCUAAGAUUUUCAGUGUGAAACCAGUUUUGGGCCUCAAACAAAUGGUUCAAGUAAAAUGGACACAGCCUGUGUUGGCACCUAAGUCAUCUACUUUAAAUUAUACACUUCGAUUCAGAGCAGUAAAUAGUACCCAUUGGAUGGAAGUCAACUUCACCAGAAGCUGUGUGAAUGAAGAAGAAGCAUAUAAUCUCACAGGGCUGCAAGCUUUUACAGAGUAUGUUGUAACCCUGCAAUGUGUGGUUAACAAGUCAAGGUUCUGGAGUGGCUGGAGUCAAGAAAAAAGGGGAAUAACUGUGGAAGAAGCUCCACAUGGCCUGGAUCUAUGGAGAGUCCUGAGAUCAGACAAAGUGGAUGGAAAAAGGCCAGUGCAGUUGUUGUUGAAGAAGGCAAAAGGAACCCCAGUCCUGGAGAAAGUACUUGGUUACAACAUAUGGUAUUUUCCAGAAAACAAUACUAACCUCACAAAGACAAUGAACACUACUAACCAGCAGCCUGAACUGUACCUGGGAAACCAGACCUACUGGAUACAUGUGAUUUCUUAUAAUUCUCUUGGGAAAUCUCCAGAGGCCACCUUGAGGAUUCCAGCUAUUGAUGAAAAGUCGUUCCAGUGCAUCGAGGCCAUGCACACCUGCCUCACUCAGGACCAGCUGGUGGUGGAGUGGCAAAGCUCUGCUCCAGAGGUUGAUGCAUGGAUGGUGGAGUGGGUCCCAGACUUGGACUCAAAGCCCUUGGCCAUCUCCUGGGAGUCUGUAUCUCACACCAGGAACUGGACAAUCCAGCAAGAUGAACUGAAACCUUUCUGGUGCUAUAAUAUCUCUGUGUAUCCAAUGUUGCAAAACCGAGUGGGUGAACCAUAUUCCAUCCAGGCUUAUGUCAAAGAAGGUGUUCCAUCAGAAGGUCCCAAGACGAAGGUGGAGAACAUUGGUGUGAGGACAGUCACAAUUAUGUGGAAGGAGAUUCCCAAGCAUCAGAGAAAUGGCUUCAUCAACAAUUACACCAUAUUUUACCAAGCUGAAGAUGGAAAGGAAUUCUCCAAGACAGUCAACUCCAGCAUCCUGCAGUAUGACCUGGAGUCCCUGACACGAAAGACCUCUUACACUGUUUGGGUCAAGGCCAGCACCAGUGCUGGGGGAGUUGAUGGCCCCAGGAUAAACUUCAAGACAUUGUCAAUUAGUGUCUUUGAGAUUUUUCUUGUAACUUCUCUGGUUGGAGGGGGCCUUCUUAUUCUCAUCAUCCUGACGGUGGCAUAUGGCAUCAAAAAACCCAACAAACUGAAGCACCUAUGUUGGCCUGAUGUUCCCAACCCUGCUGAAAGCAGUAUAGCCACGUGGUGUGGAGAUGAUUUCAAGGGUAAGCUAAAUCUGAAGGAGUUUGACGACUCUGUGAACAGAGAAGACGGGAUUCUAAAACCAUGUUACUCACCCAAUGACCUUAUUGACAAGUUGGUGGUGAACUUUGAGAGUUUUCUGGAAGUGGUUUCCACUGAGGAUCCUGGAAAGGUUUGGGAAAAUAUCUUGGGAGGAGAAAAGAAUGAGUACGUGGCCUCCCCAAACAGGCCUUACUGUCUCGCUGUUUCAGCCGAGAUUCCACCCGGAGGGCCCCAGUGCCUGUGCUCAGGGAUGCUAGAGGGGACCUGCCCAGAAGCCAGAGAGCAGCUUCUCCCUCCCGCCCAGGGCUUUGGGCCAGACCAUCUCUGUGAGGAAGGAGCACCAAACCCAUACUUGAAAAAUUCAGUGACAACCAGAGAAUUUCUCAUGUCUGAAAAACGUCCAGAGCAAAUCCACAGAGAAGUCUAAGUGCUGCCGUGGCUUGACUCCCGCUGUGUCUCAGUGUGGGUGACACACAGAGGGGGAAGGUAUGGCUACAAGAGCUUUCUUGGCAUCUUCCCAUCCUGCUUAUGUUAGAGAAAGCCUUGCACACCCCCAAACUUGGUUGGUACAGACGUGGAAUUUGCUUGAGAAGAAAGGAUGCUGAUCAGCCUGAGCACUUUGCAGACGAAGAACAAUUUUGUCAUUGUUGUUGUUCAACUGACAAGCUGUCACUGAGGCCCCUGGCAGAUGGACUUAGAGGGGCAGUAGACACUGGAGGCAGAUAUAUGUGGCCUUCCCAAGGAAGUGGACCUUGGGCAUGGCCUGUGCUGGCGCCACUCCUCGCAGCUCCAGGAGAGACUUUCCCUGUUGCCAGAAGACCAUUUAGUUGGCUCUUGGGUGACCUGCUGGGAGGCAAGGGGAUCUCCCAUCUCCUUGACUUCCCUGGCUCUAGGCUCUACUCUGAGGCAGCCCUGGCCUCGCUUUAGAGUCGCUUUAAAUCUCUCUUUCAACACAGAGGCGGCAAGUGGGGUGGCCUUCUAGAUGGAGUGCCUGAAACACCUCAUUACCCUCAUUAAAUCUGAAGUGUUUGCAGCAACAACCAACCCAGGACUCUUGCCCUUGGUCCACUCCAUGCCUGCAGCGGGGGGUGGAGGAACAAGGGAAGGCCUCAGCAGGGUGCUGGGGGAGGGACGCUAGCCUGGGCUGGCAGGUCCGCCCUGCUGUCCAGGUCAUAGCCCAGCCCUACCAACAGUUUCCAGAGGCCCCUGCUGCCCCUCUGUCUGUACCCAAGCCUGGGAGUUGAAAGGCACUGUAGAUGGAAGUGGCUUUUUGACAGGGACUCUGGUCCCUCAUGCUGGCCCGGAGCCCAGGAAUGCUUAUGGAACACACCCUGCAAAGGCCUCUCCCCAGAAGCAGCCAAGCAGGGCCUGCACACGUGGAAUGCUUAGUAACUGUGCUGCUCCCACACCGGGCUCCUCUGCCUUCACCCGACAAAGCUGGGAGCCCACAACCUUGACUGGAACCACUAGCCCAAGGGCUGAUGGCAGACCCCUGGGAACUUGUGGCUGGCGCACUGGCCCUGGGCUCACACCCUGCGCACAGUGGCUUGCUGGUGUUGGUGAUGGCUCGUCUGGCCAUUGCGGGAGGUUGCUGAGAACCUGGUGAGGUAGGGGCAGUGGGGCCCAGUGAGCCCAGCAUUUGCCAGAUAGAAAGGUUGACGGUAUUUUCUCCAAGAAUGAGAAGUCUGUGCUUGUGGUCCACAAGCAGCGGUCACAGACUUCACAAGCCACUGACUCAGGUGUGCAAAAACAUUGCUUUACUUUCCUAUAACCAAGAUUAAUUUCCAGUGCCAGCCACUGACCUUUAGAAGGAACCACCCCAAGUUAGAGAUUUUGAGUUGCCUCGGGUUUGGAGCUUGGGCUCACCUGGGAUUUCAAUGCCCCGUCCAUCCUGGGACUGGCUCUGAGUGCCAGCAAAUAUUCAGGGGAAUGUGAGGUCUGCUGCCUGACCCCGGGCAGGGAUGUGCCCUCUUCCCUGUCCCCUGCCACUUUCCUCUAAUCACUGCAUCCUUAUCGUGGGUACAAGCAAGGAUGCUUUCCCAAAGCUGUCUCCUCAUUAAGUCUCCAGUGUCUGCAGCACCCCCAGAUUCCACAGUCCUGGUUCACAGAACAGUGACCACUGAUACAUCUAGGAAUAAAGGAUGCCUGGGGCAGGCGCUGGGAGCCUAUGUUCUGGGAGCAGAAAGGGACCAAAUGAAAGGGACUCCUGGCUGUGGUGGCUGCUCUCGGCCCUGACGCCUCCCUCCCCAACCCUCUUGCUAUGUGGGCACUCCUGUGGACUCCCUGUCUUCCAGAACCCCAGACAGGCCCUUUCCACCCGCCUCUGAUCUCUGAGCUCACAGGAGGCCCCAGCCUGGGACCCCGCAUUCCUCUCUCUCCUGAGAAACCCUCUGCCACCUCCAGCUGAGGGGCAGGGACUGCCAUGAGUCCCUCUAUUCUUCUCCUCACACCUUUUUGAACCUAAAGUCCAAGAAGUUGAUGGUGGGGAGAGAGGAAAGGUCACAAAUUGAAGUGGGUUUCAGGCAUGAAGCCAUUACCCUUGCUCUCCCUCCCUUACCAUUCGUUGACACCUGAAGCUUCUGAUGAAUAGCUGGCAAAUACCACGCCCUGGGGCUUCCCAGGUGGCAGUACGGGUAAAGACCCUGCGUGCCAGUGCAGGAGACGGC
This is a messenger RNA of Capra hircus (goat), 4396 nucleotides long. It is a transcript of the gene IL31RA, whose product is annotated as interleukin 31 receptor A. Gene Ontology annotation, biological process: cytokine-mediated signaling pathway. Bases 4 to 2157 code for a protein of 717 amino acids. Gene Ontology annotation, cellular component: signaling receptor complex; external side of plasma membrane. The record is from RefSeq and is a predicted model, not a curated record. The transcript is spliced from 14 exons. Gene Ontology annotation, molecular function: cytokine binding; cytokine receptor activity. NCBI's taxonomy places the organism in Eukaryota, Metazoa, Chordata, Mammalia, Artiodactyla, Bovidae.